Molecule: messenger RNA, 1017 nt
Organism: Colletotrichum gloeosporioides
Lineage: Eukaryota; Fungi; Ascomycota; Sordariomycetes; Glomerellales; Glomerellaceae
Exons: 6
Coding region: 1-1017 (338 amino acids)
Source: RefSeq, a predicted model, not a curated record
AUGGACGAACACACUCACUACCUCCCUUACACCACCAACACUCCCUUUGUGGUGACCAAGAACGACAAGAUGGCCGAGGACGCGAACGGAUCACAGAAACCCAAGUCUCUUCAGAGCACCAAGACGCCUGAGCCGCGGGUCGACCAACCGGCAACCAACGGUCACGACAACAUCUCGCCAGGCACGCCCGGUCCUUUUCCUGAUUUCGACUGGGAAGAAUUUGAGGCCCGCUACGAGAAGGCGCUCGCGGACGCUGAUGAGGAAGAGCGAGAGCUGUUGGAGCAGUUUGAAGGCCUUGUCAAGUAUUUCAAUAUCUGGGCUUCAACUUCCAGCGCCCAUGACAACGAGCGCGCAGUCAAGCGCCUCCACACCAGACAGAGAUACGUUAACAUGCAAGAGCAGAAUAUGGCUCAGAAGCAGGAGCACAGUGAGUCCCCAUCCUUCAUCUUCCCAUUCAGCGCGUCCGACUCACACCGUUCGCUCAUCAUGGCCGCGGUCGGAUCGGGUCAAGGCCGGGCCCAUUUUGCCGUUCCAAACAUCAGCAACGACGAGCUGACGUCGUUCUUUGAGUCGCACUUCUCUGACGCAGCUUUGCAAGGUUUCAAAAGCGACUUUUUCAGCCCAGAGAAGCAUGCAGGCGAUGAAAGCGCUGCAUACGACGACGAAGAGUACUACGAGGAAGAAGAUGACGGACUUGGGUACUACCCAGAUGGUGUCAAACGCACGCUCACCGAUGAGCAAAUUGCCAUGUUCCGCCACUCUGAAAUUGAAGCUCUAAGAAAAGAGAAGGAAAAGGCCGAAGAGCGUCGUUCUGCAGCCUCGCAAGCAGAUCUUGAAGCUGGCGAGGUCGGCGACAAUGACAGCGCCAAGGAAGCCGCGACACCUCAACCACCCAAACCAAAGAACAAGAAAAAGCGAAAAGCAGGCAAGAACAAGAACCACGAACCCAAGCCCGACCUACGCAAAAGAACUUGGGACGUUGUCGAAGCCGGUCUUGACUCUCUUGACUACGACUGA